Psylliodes chrysocephalus is the source of this 2732-nucleotide messenger RNA. Lineage: Eukaryota; Metazoa; Arthropoda; Insecta; Coleoptera; Chrysomelidae. The record is from the annotation of a GenBank genome assembly.
CAUAAACCCCAUAGUUGGUCAACCACUACCACGUUACGAGCAAGACUGUACUUACCACCUAGAGACACAAAAUAGAAAAAAAUUUACAGAAGAAUUAGACGAAAUGGCUAGGAAAAAGUAUUUAGAUAAAGAAACUACAAAUUCCUUCGUAGAUUUUUUCAACGAUAUCCCGGAAUAUCACCAGGUCAACCACCUCUCAAACUCAGAAUUUUACCAAGAAUUGGAAAAAUUAAAACUCAAGAAAAAAGCAUUCGAAGAUAGUCUUCAUAAAGAAAUAAAAUUCGACCCUAAAAACUCUGAAGUUAUUGAAGAUUUUAAAAACGAAAAGCUUGGUAGAAAUAGAAAUAAAGUAAAAACGAAAGCUACGUUGAAACCGUUUUGUGCCACGCCAAUCAAUAAACCUCUUAACCAAAUUUUGACGCCUGAUAUUGAUUCGGAAUUUUCAGACAAAGAAGAGAUUAGAGAUAGGAAGAAGUCUACUUUAAAACCAUUAAGUAAAACUUUACGUCCAGCUUUUACUCCUGACAUCGAUUCAGAAUUUUCAGACAAAGAUAUUUCCACUAAACCACCAUCUCGCAGAUCUGUAAGGAUUGAAACUCCCAGCGACAAAUUUUCUUUUACCGAAACCCCAGAACCGCAUUUUAGAACCAAAUCAAGAGCAUAUGUUGGUUCUCAUAAUUUAAGGUCCAGCGGAAAUUUGACAGACUGGGAGGAUUUUGAUUCAAAGUCAAAAAAAAAUUAUUCACCCACUGUACAAAGCUUAACCGGUUGGAAAGAUUUUAAACCAAAACACAAAGUAACUUAUAGCCCUAGUGACUUUAAAGAACCAUUAUCCGAUUGGAAACUCAUGAGGUCACAUUCAAAUUUGCCUUACAGUGAUUCAAAGCAGAAAGACGAUACAACGAAACUAAAACCAGACAAUGUAUCACCCGAUUUUAAAACUGGACAAUGGGAAGAUACAAGACCAACAUUACGUAGAUACUUUUCGUCGGAAGAAAUAAAAGUAGGAGAAAUGUCACCACAGGAUUGUUGGAAAUCUAGAGAUAAUACUGUUAGUUGGGAAGGUAAAAGAUUAGACCUAAAACCAAAUUUUUCGUCAGACAAUCUAAAGACUUGUAAUUGGGAAGAGACUAAAAUUAAACCAAAGACCGAUUUUUCUCCAAGAAAAACCUAUUCCCCUCAAGAUUUGAGAAGCAGUGGAAACCUUACAAAAUUAGAAGAUUCCCGUCCUAAAUCGCGAGCUAAAGAUUUUAAAACCAGUGGUAAUAUCACUGAUUGGGAAGAUUUUAGUAUAGAGAAUUUGAAUUUGAAUUCUGAUUGUAAUAGUCCUGAACCGUUACAAACUAGAAGUGCUCCAACUACGCCUACAAAAAGUAAACCGAAGACUAACUGGAAUAGUGGGGGAAUUACUAUUCCGAAACCGUUUCAAAUGACCGUUAGAGACGAAGAGAACAAAAUUGUGGAGGAAUUAUAUGUUAAAAUGAAGAAACCCAAAGAAGAAAAACCAGAAAUGUUUAAAGCACAUGAUGUGCCUAUAGAGUCUCAGAUUCCUUUAUUUGAAAAAAUUGUGGCUGAGCAACACAGAAGGAGUUUCAUUGCGAAAGAGAAGAGAAAAGCUGCAUUACGAGCUCAUGUAAAACCGUUUUCGUUUACAAAAAGGGAUGAGGAGAUUCAAGAAUUGACAAGAGAAUUAUCAAAAUCCUCUCCAAACUUGUAUACUGAUCCUCCUUUAAAAAUUAAGAAGUUUAAAGCUAAACCAAUACCCAGGAACUUAUUUAGUAAUUACAUUUAUCGAAAGAUGCAUGAAGAUGAAUAUUACAGAGCGCUGCAGAAGAAAAUUCGUGCCGAAGAACUUUUCAGAGCUGCUUCUUUACCUCCAUCAAUGGCUAGGAGAGAACGAACGAAGCCGAAACUGAACGUCUGUCCUCGAUCUUACAGCAGUCUCUCUAAAGAGGAAAAAUCGAUUAAAAAAUCAAAAAGCGUUCCUGAUUAUAAAAUUUAUCAUGACAAAUACGAAAAAGAGUUGGAAGAUUUGAAAAAUGAAUUUAUUUCUACCAGUCCUCGACCUUUUAAACUCAAAACGUCAAAAAGAGGAAGAAGACAUUUAAGACUCUCUUCUGCAAGUAGUAAAAGUUCAUCAUCGAAAACAACUACGUCUCCAUCUUUCAAUACAUCAUCUAUUAAUACGUCAAAUUUGGCAGCGGUUCUCAGAAUACAAUCAGCAAGAAACAAGCUGGAAGUCGAAAUGCUUAAGAAACUAGAAGAAGCACAACUCAGAGAGGAAAUGAGAUGGCGAGAAAAGUUAUUUCGGAAGAAACCGAUUUGGCAGACACUAGGACAUAGCCAUGAAGAAGAUCUAGCUAUGAGGUUGCAGCUACGAAGAGAUGAAGAAAGAUUGAGACACGAAGAACAUAAAAUGAGAAUGCAGCUAAUGUAUGGGAGGGUCCAGCAGAAACCAACUCUAUUCGAGAGGCAAUCACAAAUGAAAUAUCCAAAAACUCGAGAAGAACUUGAAGAUCAACUCAGAAUUAUCUACGGAAAACCAUUGAAGAAACAUAAUUCAGAAAUAAGUAAUUUAUCUCAUAAAAUGUCUACAUUAAAUGAUUGUAAUGAACAUUUUAAUUCGGACAUGGGGGAUAGCGAAAUAAGUAAAGAAAAAGAAAGUAUGGAGGAAAAAGAAAAAUGCGACUGUCUAAGUGACGAUAUAUCUAAUGACAAGUAUUAAAUAGAAC